Molecule: messenger RNA, 705 nt
Organism: Penaeus monodon (black tiger shrimp)
Lineage: Eukaryota; Metazoa; Arthropoda; Malacostraca; Decapoda; Penaeidae
Exons: 3
Coding region: 1-705 (234 amino acids)
Biological process (GO): DNA integration
Molecular function (GO): nucleic acid binding
Source: RefSeq, a predicted model, not a curated record
AUGGCUGCAUCUAAGGAUGCCUAUGAAGAAUUGCUUCAACAUGUAAAGUCAGGGCUCCCCAAUGACCGCUACAACCUGCCAAGUACCCUGCGUCCGUACUGGAAAAUUCGCAAUGAGUUGUACAACGAUAGUGACUUGGUGCUGUAUGGACCUAGAGUGGUUGUCCCUGCUUCUUUACGCCGUAGCACCCUGGCUCGCCUGCAUGAUUGCCACUCCGGUGUAGAAGCUACAAAGCGUCGUGCACAGCAGACAGUCUUUUGGCCAGGCAUUAAUGCAGACAUAGUAAAUACCGUUCAUGCCUGUGAACCAUGCCAGCACCUACAGCCUAGCCAGCAACAGGAGCCGUUGCUGUUAGAAGACAAACCCACAAGACCAUUCAUGUCUGUAUCAGCUGACUUUUUCAGUGUUGCUGGAAAACACUUUUUGGUGUAUGUUGACAGACUUUCUGGAUGGCCUGUUGUCAUCCUGUGUGGAAAUAAUGCAACAAGUGCUUCAACGAUUAGAAUCCUUCGGCACAUGUUCCGUGAUCUUGGUGUCCCCGUUCGCCUGCGCACCGACGGUGGACCCCAGUUCUCCAGCCGAGAAUUUGCUACAUUUCUUCAGCGAUGGGGAGCAAAUCUUCUCGGAGUCAGCAAUCUGAACUGCCAAGCACCGAUAGAACGUGUCACCAAAAAGCAAUGUAACAAUGUUACGGUUAAUCCCUAA